Coprinopsis cinerea okayama7#130 is the source of this 1092-nucleotide messenger RNA. RefSeq lists its product as hypothetical. Lineage: Eukaryota; Fungi; Basidiomycota; Agaricomycetes; Agaricales; Psathyrellaceae. The record is from RefSeq and is a predicted model, not a curated record. The coding region runs from base 1 to 1092 and encodes 363 amino acids. The transcript is spliced from 13 exons.
AUGUCGACAUCUAGCCCCCACAUUCAACCCCGGCUCCAGGGGACAAAGCUGAAGGUCCCCCAGCGGAAGAAGACAUGGCCUGUGCUGGCGGCUCAACUUCUGGCUUCGAACAUUGGCAAACCUCCUCAGGGAAGGCGGGCGCUGCUCAUUGCUAUCAACUACUCCGAUACACCGAUACACCGUAAAUACGUUCUCGGGUGUCCUCAGCGAGAUGCAGAGCAGAUGGCCGAAUUCCUUCGGGGUAGUCGUAUUGGUUACAAGCCAGAGGAAAUAACAAUCCUGAGCGAUGCGCCUGGAACCCCAGCAGACCGACUCCCAACAUAUGAUAACAUUAUGCGUGAGAUAUCGGAGUUCGUCAGUAACGACAACAUGGAAUACGUCGUCCUGUACUCGGGACAUUCGGGUCAACAAGACGUAGAAGACACAGCGAAGAUGACCGCCGACAAUGCUUCUGAUGAGCCUCCGGAAGAGGAUGGAAUGGACGAGUUUAUCAUCCCGAUGGAUGCAGUGGUUGGCCCGAGCUUUCAACCCGAACAUCUUGAUAAAUCGAAAAUCAUCCUCGACAAUGUCCUCAGACGCCAUCUAAUCAAGCCCUUGCCAUGGGGAUCUCGCUUCCUGGCUGUGAUGGACUGCUGCCACUCGGCAACUCUGCUAGUCCUUGAAUAUUUUUUGGGCCCUGCACCCCCAGGAGGCUCUUUCGAUAUCCAGAUCCCAUGCGAUGGGUUCUGUCGCCGCAAAUCCCAGCCUCUUCAGUCCCUUGCGGUGUGCGUUUCUGCCUGCAAAGAUAGUCAGACAGUCUACGAGGGCAUGGCUCCUACUCUGACACAGACUGUUAUCGCGCAAUUCGAGGCUUAUCCUGAACUUUCACCCCGACAACUGGUUCACGCUGUCAUCGCUAACAACAAAUACCAGAGGAAAGUCGUCAAGAGACUAGAGAGGCAGGCCCGGCGUAAUGGUGAUCAUCGUGUCACUGAGUUUCGUGACAUGCUGAAAGAACGACCUGCCCCUCAAAUAUCCAGUACCGCGCCCAUCAGGAUGAGAAAUCCUAUCCGCUGGUUCCAACCUCGCCAUCCGCAUUCUUUUUCGGCAUAG